GCAGCUUAAUUAACCUUCACCCACCUCUUUCUUCUCCCCAUUAAGAGGGAAAGAGAUAAGAGGAAAGGAAGAGAAAAGUCCUUUUCUCUCUUCUUCCCAGUCAUUUUCUGUGUUUCAUUUACAUGUUUGUGUGGGUGUUUGGUAAUAGCAAGAUCAAGAAAAUACUCAGAUUUCUUUUGUUUUUGCUAGCUAAAAUGGUUUGCUAGCUAGUUUUCAUUUCCUUUCCUUUCCUCUUUCCUCCUGUGUUUUCCCUUCUCUCUAGGCACUGAAUAAGAGAGAACAUGGCCUUUGCUAAUUCAACAAAGAGAAGGGUUUCUUGUUCUCUUAUUCCUCUUCCUCUUUCUCUUCCUCUUCCUCUUCCUCUUCUCCUCUUUCUAGCUUCCCUUUUCGUCGACAAGUUUAUGCAUGCCUCAGCCCUGAAUUACACCUAUAAACAAGUUAGCAGCUUGAGACUUGAAAGAAUCCAAAGGCAUUUGGACAAGAUCAACAAGCCUCCUGUUUUAACUAUAGAGAGCCCAGAUGGAGAUAUAAUAGAUUGUGUCCAUAAAAGAAAGCAACCAGCUUUAGAUCACCCCCUUUUGAAGAAUCACGAGAUCCAGAAAGUUCCUCCAGAAUUUCCCAAGAUCAAGGUUUUAAGAAAAAAUGAGGGGAGAUAUUCAAAUGACCAAGGCGUAGAAGGUUCGUGGCAAAUGUGGCAUAGGAAUGGGACAAGAUGCCCUAAGGGCACGGUUCCUAUACGGCGAAGCACUGUGCAUGAUGUCUUGAGAGCCAAGUCUUUGUUUGAUUUUGGCCGGAAACGGCCCAUAGUCUCUCUCGCCCGACGCUCCGAUGCACCAGAUGUCGUCAGUGGCAACGGCCACGAACAUGCAAUUGCGUACACGAAAACAUCGCAAGAAGUGUAUGGGGCCAAGGCGACAAUAAACGUGUGGGACCCAUCGAUCCAAAUGGUCAGCGAGUUCAGCCUCUCCCAGAUUUGGAUUCUUUCGGGAUCAUUCGACGGCUCAGAUCUCAAUAGCAUCGAAGCUGGGUGGCAGGUCAGUCCGGAGCUCUAUGGGGACAGCAGGCCUAGGCUGUUUACGUACUGGACUACGGAUUCAUAUCAAGCUACAGGAUGCUACAAUCUUCUCUGUUCAGGAUUUGUGCAAACAAACAAUAGAAUUGCCAUUGGAGCUGCCAUUUCUCCUGUUUCUACAUAUAAUGGAAACCAAUACGACAUAACCAUCCUCGUUUGGAAGGAUCCGAAGCUGGGAAAUUGGUGGAUGGGAUUUGGAGACAAUACACUCGUAGGGUACUGGCCAGCAGAGUUGUUCACGCACCUAGCAGACCAUGCCACCAUGGUUGAGUGGGGCGGCGAGGUGGUUAACUCCAGGGCCAACGGCAAGCACACGUCAACGCAGAUGGGCUCUGGCCACUUUGCUGAAGAUGGGUUUGGAAAAGCAAGCUAUUUCCGGAACCUGGAAAUCGUGGAUGCUGAUAACAGCUUGAGCUCUAUCCAUGACAUAUCAACACUGGCUGAGAACACAAAUUGUUAUAACAUCCAGAGCUCCUACAACAAUGAAUGGGGCACGUAUUUCUACUAUGGAGGGCCUGGGAAUAAUCCGAGGUGCCAAUGACUGCUUUCACAUGAUUGAUUUUCAUCAUUAUUGCAACUUGCAACAUCAAGUAAAAAUUUAGCUCUUAGUGUCAAAUUCUUUAAUUCUGUAUUAUAGAAUCAUGCUAUUUCCUCUCUUGUUUCUGCUAGUUUUCUGCAAUUUUUGUUGGUCUUAAAAUGUCAAGAAGCAAUGUGUAUUAUUAGUUCAAUAAGAACAACGACAAAUUGCAAAAACAGGCAUGGAAAUAGCAUUAUUUUCUAAGGAAGUUAUUAUAUGCAAUGUGUUCUUGUUAUUGAUCAAUGGAUUACACAUUUCAAAAAUAGU
Rubroshorea leprosula is the source of this 1916-nucleotide messenger RNA. Lineage: Eukaryota; Viridiplantae; Streptophyta; Magnoliopsida; Malvales; Dipterocarpaceae. The record is from the annotation of a GenBank genome assembly.